Messenger RNA from Amphimedon queenslandica, 659 nucleotides. RefSeq lists its product as uncharacterized. Lineage: Eukaryota; Metazoa; Porifera; Demospongiae; Haplosclerida; Niphatidae. The record is from RefSeq and is a predicted model, not a curated record. The coding region runs from base 228 to 659 and encodes 143 amino acids. The transcript has 5 exons.
UUGUGAUGAGGUGGAUCAUCUAGAUGAAGCUGUUACUAAAUCCAGGAGCUCCUUGAAGACUAUGUUUAAUAAAGGAAUCAAGUACCAGGCCUACUUGCAUGAACAGAGUUGUUGAAACUAAGAGGAUCAAUGAUGAGGAAAACCCAAAUUAAUGAUGAUGAUGAUAAUUUAUAUCCUUUUGAUAGUUUUAAUACAUUAGGAGCUAUUGGAUUUAGUGUAUAUGAGAGAUGAUGCCUUCACUUAAAUCACUAGCCAACAUGAGCUAUCAAGCAAAAGUUGUAGAAAUAAUGGCUGCACAUGUUCAUGAUAUAUUUAACGUUAGUGAAGAGGAGUUGAAACUAUUAGAGAAUGAGUCGAUUGAAGAUGAAGGAAAUGAGAGAUUCGUUGGAGAAGAGGAUGUACCACACACUCAAAGCAAAACAUUCACUAUUGAUGAUGAUGAUAACAAGAGAUUAUCACUAACACCUUUCUCCACUCCACCAGAACAGCGAAGACAUAACAUGGAGGAACUACAUGAAGUUGCUAAAGAAUUUGAUCCACAUCAUCUUGGAACAGGAGGAGGAGGGGCAGGAAGAACAAGAGUACACUCGCAACCAGCUAUGAAUGUAAGCACAUACUUAAAUAAUACAUUUAAUAAUGUUUGUCCUAAUUUAAACUGA